Leptomonas pyrrhocoris is the source of this 1221-nucleotide messenger RNA. RefSeq names its product mitogen activated protein kinase putative (MPK11). Gene Ontology annotation, cellular component: nucleus; cytoplasm. The record is from RefSeq and is a predicted model, not a curated record. Gene Ontology annotation, molecular function: ATP binding; MAP kinase activity. NCBI's taxonomy places the organism in Eukaryota, Euglenozoa, Kinetoplastea, Trypanosomatida, Trypanosomatidae. The coding region runs from base 1 to 1221 and encodes 406 amino acids. The transcript has a single exon. Gene Ontology annotation, biological process: protein phosphorylation; intracellular signal transduction.
AUGCCGCCUACCAAGUCGCUCGCCGAGCUUCAGACGGAGAUCUCGCACCUCGAUGACCGCUACAAACUGGAGCGCAUCAUCGGUGCCGGCUCGUACGGUAUCGUGAUCCGUGCCCGGGACAGCAAAGACGGCAACCGCCUCGUCGCCAUUAAGCGCGUAAACAAGGAAAUCUUCGACGAGGUGAUCCUGGCGAAGCGAAUCCUGCGUGAAAUAAAACUGCUGGCCCACUUCAACGACGACAACAUCAUCGGCCUGCGCAACAUCCUCACCCCCGAAGACCCGGAGAACUUCGAGCACUUCUACAUCGUGAUGGACAUCAUGGAAACCGACCUAAAGCAGGUGCUGCGCAGCGGGCAGGAACUGACAGAGGCGCACAUUCAGUUCUUUAUUUACCAGGCGCUGCGUGCCCUUCACAUUAUACACAGCGCCGGUGUCAUCCACCGUGACAUUACACCGGCCAACAUCCUCGUCAACACGAACUGCGACUUGAAGAUUUGCGACUUUGGACUGGCGAAGGAGGAGAACGACCAGGGCGAGUACAUGACGGAUUACGUGACGAUGCGCUGGUACAGGGCGCCGGAGCUGGUGAUGGAGGACAAGGACUACUCUGUGCAGAUUGACGUGUGGGGGAUCGGCUGCAUCCUCGGUGAGCUGCUCGGCUCCCGCCCCCUGUUUCAGGGCAAGGAUCGCGUGAAUCAGCUGGACAAGAUCGUGGACGUCAUCGGCACCCCGUCCGAGGAAGACAUCAACUCCGUCGGUUCCGGCGCCGCACAGAAGUACUUGAAGAAGAAAGGCUUCCGUAACCCUCCCGACUGGCGCCAGCGUUACCCGAAGGCGUCGCCGGAAGCGCUCGACCUGCUGCGCCGCAUGCUCGUCUUCAACCCGAACAAGCGCGUCACCGUGCUGCAGGCCAUGCGCCACCCCUUUCUUGAGCAGCUGCACGACGACGCCGACGACAACGUCAGCUACACGCUCUUCCGCUUCGAUGAGCAUGAGCAGAAGACGGUGCUGGAUGUGAAGCGCGCCAUCUACAUGGAGAGCGUGAAGUUCCACACCGAGCACCCCUCUUCAAUGCGGGCGACGAGCACGUACAGCGCCUUCACCACGAACACCGCGACUGCCCCGAGCGUGGCGACUGAAGGCGAGGGCCGCUCCGCGCAGCAGACGAUCGCGAAAGCGGAGCCGGAAAGCGAUGAGGAUCAAGACUUCGAUCACGUCUAA